Molecule: messenger RNA, 4609 nt
Organism: Moneuplotes crassus
Lineage: Eukaryota; Ciliophora; Spirotrichea; Euplotida; Euplotidae
Source: the annotation of a GenBank genome assembly
AAUGGACAGCUCAUCCGAAGAAAAUAAGUCUGCUCUAGAAGACGAUGAGUCUUUUGAAAGGGAUUAUGUAGUCACACAUAAUAAAGAUGGUACACCUCUCAGCAAAGACCACGAGGAAUGCUUGAUUCAGAAACUUAUUAGACUCAAAAUGGAAGCUGACAAGAAAGUUGAGGAAGAAAACAAGGAAACACUUCCACCAGUCGACCUGAGUCUUAAAGACAAAAUUAUUGAUGAAGAACUCGAAGAGUAUAUUGACUUCCUUGUCCUAACUCUUGAUGAAAACAGAGACAUCCUUUAUCUUCUUAUGUUCAUUGCCGCAAUUGAGGAUGACGAGAAGCUGACCAUCUCUAUUAAGGAGAAGACGGAUAAUUUUGAAGGGUACAAUACUCCUGAAAACCAGAAUGAUCUGAAUAACUUAGCUGAACUACUAACGAACGAUCCCCUUAUUCUCAACCGUGCGUUUAUCCAUGCUAUAAAUCUCAGAAGCAUUCCGAUUAUUGAAUAUAUCAUUAAAGGGGCUGAAAAUUUGUACUUAAACCCUUCGAUAGAUGAUGCGCAUAUUCUGAAACUAGUAGAGGAUUACAAAGAUCCGAAAUGAAUCCAAAUUCUAAAAUUAAUUUGCAUCAAGGAAAUCACGCUGAUAAAUGAUGAAGAGAUAACUCUGGAUUUAUCUAUGAACAAUCAUACUGAUUUAGACUCCUCCAUUAGAAAGAGCAGUAACCUGUUUUUAGGCCAAAGGAUGAACUCCAAACCUAUUGAGAGCUUGGGUCAAGAUAAACUUGGAAUCAGCAAAUUCAAAGACCAAACUUUGAAAAAUAAGAAGAGAAAGAGAAAUGGAAGCGUACGAGUCUCUCCCAAGAAAAAUCAACCUAAGAAGAAGAGUAAACCCCUCCCUCCAAAACCAGAGUAUAAGAAGAAAAAGAGCCCUUUUAACAAGUUCCUCGAAAAAUCAGAUAUUAUAGAGGUAGCUAUCAGAGCUGCCCAUAUCUCUGAUGAUCAGGAAAUGGAGCUUAUCACUGAACUGUAUGACUUGCUUACGACACCUACGAGCGAAACAGUUGCAUUGUAUAAGCUUCUGAUCUACUACGAGCAAAUCCAAACUUUCGAGCUGACCCUUAAAAAUAGAAUAAAGCAUGGGGUAUCCAAAGAUCGGACUAUGGUCACCGUGCGUGACUUGGACGAGAUACAAAUGGGCAGAAAAGAUGAUGAUAAUGUCUAUGAUUUUGAUGAAAUCAUCUCUGACGCUUUUGCUUACUCUAUCAGACUCAACAAAAUCCAUAUUUCCUUCUACUUAUUCAAGAAAUACGAAGAUGAUGUCUAUGGAAACAAAUUCUUAUGUAUAAAAGCCAUCUUUGAAUCUUUCAAGAAUGAUGACACUCAGAUAAAUCACGUUAUGUACCUUGAGGAAAGGCUCUUCAUUUUGGAAAAGUUCUCGAAAUAUAUCGAAUACAAAAUGGGUCUUGAGUUUUUAAACAUCAUGCAUGAUCAGGUCCUUGACGAUCCAAAGGAUAACUUUCUCGUCUACUGCCCAAAUCCGCUGAAGAUCAUAAUCCUGCUGUUGAAUAUUUCGAUAGGAAUAAAAACAAAGCAUCAAAAUCUGAAAUUUAAAGCUCAGAAGUUCAGAUCAACUCUUUGAGAUAUUGCUCACUCAGUAAUUGAUACAGCUAGCAAUAUGAACGAAGUGGAAGACCUCUUAAGAGACAAGACUUACUCAGGAAUGGAGGUCUUGGACCUCAUCGCUCAUCUAGAUAUCAUCGAAAUCCUUCAAAACACCAUGAUUGACAGUAUCAUCUCUAAUAUGUACUUCGGCCCUUACGAAAGGGAAACUUUCCUUAAGAAAAGUACUUGUUAUAAGAUCGUUGAAGAGCAAGUUAGAGAGGAGCCUGGAACAGAAGGCUUGGUGACCAGAUCUUUCAAGAUAAUCUCAUUCAAAAAUAAUUUUAAAGGUCUGAAGAAAUAUUUUAAAAUCCAAACCAAAUUAUGAAAGAAAUGUCGAAGAAAAGAUGGCAUGGCUAUUGAAAGUUUAGCCCAAGAUGAGGAAGAAGAUAACCAAGAAGGCACUGUUGGCCAUAUGUUCAUGUUCCAGAUCUGGAAGAAGUCUCUUGAUGUGCAAUACCUUAUUGAAGCUGGUGUUAUAUUUGUUAUUGCUCUCAUUUGGCUCAUUUUUGCAAACCUUGUAGUCGAGAUUACAGAAGAUAUUGAGGAUUUAAACUCUGAAAUUUCUCAGCAAAAUAGUGUUGGAGCAUCCCAGGAUGAUAUAGAUAAAAAUGUUUCUAAACUCGCAGAAUAUUCAUCAGAUUAUUUAAGAUACCUUCAUCUUUUGCUUGUAGUAAGCUCACUCACCUAUACCUAUCUUCUGAAAGAUAUAGAAGAGCAUAUUUAUUGAGCUUUGAGAUCAGUUUAUCUAAAGACUUUCUCUAAUAAAAUCCUUCUGAAUAUUGCUAAUGCAUUUUGAGUAACAUAUUGGCUCUGCUUCCACAUCUUUAGCUUCGACAAUAAUACUACAGGAAUGACGGAUACAGAGAGGGCAGAUACUAUCAUCGCAAGGAUGGACAAAGAAUCAUUAUUUGAUAUUAGAUAUACUCUCUCAAUACUGAUGACUAUCCAGCUGACUAGACUUCUGUUCACACUCCAAGUGAGCAGAACUUUUGGUCCGUUAGUCAAGAUUCUUGUGUCAAUGCUAAUGGAUGUUUUAAUAUUCAUGUUUUUAUACCUUCUACUUUUCUUAAUAUUCACUAGUGUAGGACUUUUGCUGUUCCAGGAACUCAGAGAAUUCAGUAAUAUUGGCCAUUCAGCCAAGACCUUAUUUGCAGCAUCACUAGGAGACUUCAAUUUUGACUUAUUCGAUGAUAUAAAGGAGAGUUCUCCCGAACUUGGCUAUAUUUUUCUUUCAGUGUUCUUAUUGUUCACUGCAAUCAUGUUGCUCAACUUCCUUAUUGCCAUUCUCUCAAACACUUAUGCAGAACUAAACGAUGUUAAAAAUGCUCUAUAUCUCAGAAAAGUUAUUCACCUUCGUCAAAGGUAUGAUUACGAUAGGUUGUACUCAGCAGUGGUUUUCUCGACACCACCCUUCAACAUCUUCUCGCUCAUACUAGCCCCACUAGUGAUCUACAAAAGAUCAAGAACACUGAACAGAGUGAUCCUGAUUAUUCAAUACAUCUGGGUAGGUGCCCUCUCAGUUGUAUUCUUCAGUAUUCUCUCAGUGCUGAUGAUCCCUAUCUCAUACCUAGUCCUCAUUGGUCAAAAAUUCAGAGCGAUUCCUUUGAAGCCUCUUCGUGGAAUGAAAGACAUCUGGUACAGAAUUCUAGAUUUGGUGCUAUUCAUCUUCAUUGGCAUCUUCUUCCUCCUCUUCUGGGUAGGCUUAGACAUUUUCAAUUACUCCAUGAUGCUAUUCGCCUACAAGAUCAUUUAUAUAAAUGAUUACGAGGAAGAAAGACAGGACCUUAUCAUUAAAGAGAUGGAUGGAACAAUGAAGAAGCAAGAAGACAACAAGGACUUUACAAAAUCAACCUCAAUUAGCAACACUAAAAUGCUCCAAAAGCAGUUUUAUCAUAAUAGCUCUAAGAAUAAAGGCAUGAACCCUGUGAAGGAAGGCCUGAGUAAUAAUACUCUCAAAAUUAUGAAAGCUAUCCUUAAUGUGGUUAAAGAGAUUCAUAUGAAAAAUGUGGGAGAUUCCAACCACAACCACUUUAAUGUUAACUUCAUCCCGACCAUCUGUGUUCUGGACGAGAUCAAGCAGUUCCUUCUCAUACAAGAGCAGAUAAAUACUGUGGUUCUUGGAGUUACCUACCAAAAGAGGGAAGACUUUUUCAGUGAUCCUAAGUUUGAAAAACUUGUUGAUGCUAUCCUAGCAGCUGAGCAAAGAGACAAAAUGCUAAAUGCUAUCUCAGAGGAGCCUGAAAAAGAUGAGCAAAGCACAGACAAGCGGGAAGUCGACACUCUUGGCCAGACAAAGACCCCAAUAAUUCGUAAAAGAUUCUCAGUCUGGGACGAGCAUUUCCAGCUCCCUAAAGAAACUAAAGAAGCUGAUGAUGAUAGGAGAGAGUAUUGGUCAGAGUACCUCAAAAGUUUUCUUACUAAAAGUAAUGAGAAGUGGAUCCUGGAUCAGUUCAAUCUUUGUAAGAAAUUCCUUAACCAAAACUCUAUUGUUGGACAUUACGAUGACUUCUCUCAUCCUGCCUAUGAAGAAUUCAGUCAUAUCAGAUCAAUGAAAAGGAAGUGCACUGAUUUGGACGACGUUUUGCACUCAAAAAAGCGAUUUUCAGCUUUAGUAAAGUCUAGCAGCAAGGAUGAUGCGAGCAAACAUCAACGCGAAGAUAGUAACAUUCCAGUCCAUAGAAUCUCUGAUAUAGAUCUUAGUGUCUUGAAGUGAGACAUCAACUCUUUACUGAGAACUCUAGAAGAAAUCCAGAAUAAAGUCAAAAUGAACAUGAUCCUUUCUUGUAACGGAGAAGAAAUUCGAAAAGAAGAUCUUUCAAAAACCCAAGUGAAUAACGAGAAAUUCGUCAGACAACAAUUCAGCAUGAUCAACUUUGGUAGAAAUUUCACUGCCGUAGAAUACUCCCUCAAUAACCCAUCAGACCCAUUAAAUAAAUUUAAGUUGAGAUAA